Molecule: messenger RNA, 1047 nt
Organism: Ilyonectria robusta
Lineage: Eukaryota; Fungi; Ascomycota; Sordariomycetes; Hypocreales; Nectriaceae
Product: WD40-repeat-containing domain protein
Exons: 4
Coding region: 1-1047 (348 amino acids)
Biological process (GO): mitotic spindle assembly checkpoint signaling
Cellular component (GO): kinetochore; bub1-bub3 complex; mitotic checkpoint complex
Molecular function (GO): ubiquitin binding
Source: RefSeq, a predicted model, not a curated record
AUGGCUCCUGCGACACAAUACGAGUUGUCCCCGCCCCCGGGCGACGCGGUCUCAUCCAUCUCCUUCGCGCCAACCUCAGGAACCAAGCUUCUCGUCUCGUCAUGGGACAAGAAGGUCUACUGCUACGAUAUCGCUGGCGGCGCGGGCGAGACUAACCUACUCAACACCUAUGAACACCGGGCGCCUGUGUUGGAUGUGUGUUUCGGUGCCGAUGAUAAUGAGGCAUUCACGGCCGGCAUGGACUGGGCGGUCAACAGGAUCGAUUUGGAAAGCGGAGAGAAGACUGUUCUAAGCAAGCAUGCUGCGCCGGUGCGCUGUGUAACAUAUAGCCGCUCGCAUUCCAUUCUCGUCUCCGCGUCAUGGGACUGCAGUCUCAACCUCCACAACCUCAAGGACCCUUCAAGCGAACCCAUCCGAGUUGCCCUGCCAGGAAAGCCUCAUGCCUUGGCUUCUAGCCCAACCAAGGUUGUUGUCGCCAUGACAGGACGUGUCAUCAACAUCUACGACCUCGACACCAUCGCGGAGAUGUUCGUAUCUGGCUCUACGGACCUUAAGCCAUGGCAGCAGCGCGAAUCCUCUCUAAGGUAUCUGACACGGGCUGUGGCUUGCAUGCCCAAUGAUGCUGGAUACGCCACGAGCAGUAUCGAGGGCCGAGUUGCUGUGGAGUGGUUCGAGGACACUGCAGAGUCCCAAGCCCGCAAGUAUGCUUUCAAGUGUCACCGUCAGGCAGCAACAGAUGGCGACGGAGAUAUCGUGUACCCUGUGAAUGCACUGGCUUUCCACCCGGUUCACGGAACGUUUGCGUCGGGAGGUGGUGACGGCACUGCCGCCUUGUGGGACGCGGAGGCAAAGCGAAGACUAAAACAGUACCAGAAGUUCCCAAACAGUGUUGCGGCGCUCUCAUUCUCUAGUGACGGCAGAUACCUGGCCGUGGGAGUGUGUCCCGGCUUCGAGACUGGGCAGGAAGACUACAACGGCGAGGGCCAGACGUCCGUGCUAAUCCGGGAGCUUGGAGACAACGAGGCAAAGGGCAAGGGUGCCAAGUAG